CAAAAACUUUAUUGUUAGUCUUUGGACCCUUUCGAUCAUCGGAAAAGCUCUUUUCGAAGUCGCCUAACUACUAGUAGUAGUUGGAAUUUUUUAUUUUUAUUUUUUUCUCUUGAAGUUGAAUUCCAUAUACUUUUUCUUUCUCGGUGUAGUAUCUCUUUUGUGGAAUUCUCGAGAUCUGAUUGUUUCUCAAGCUUUGUAAUUUUGGGUCAAACCAGUAGUAACAAUGGUGUGGCUUUUUGUCAAUGUUUAUGCGUAACAAUGGGAUCUUUUCUAUUUUUUUGAGUAAAAAAUAGUCGCAUCUCAUUUUGGAGAAAAAAGAAAUUUUGACGCUCUUCUCUGUUACUAUCAAAGUUUUGGUUUUUGGGUGGGUUCAAUGGAGGAGACUGUUGGUAGCUCCAAUUUGAUGGAAGUGGGUAGCUCAAAUUCGUCGGGUCAGCUUUCCGGGCGGGUGGUUGACACAAGAGGCAAACACAGGAUCCAUGCCGAACUCAAUAGGCUCCAACAAGAAUCUCGCUUCUUAGAGGAAGAGCUGGAGCAGCUCGAAAAGAUGGACCAUGCAUCAGCUUCUUGCAAAGAGUUCUUAGACAGUGUUGACAGCAAACCAGAUCCUCUUCUUCCCCAAACAAUAGGUCCAGUGGAUGCAACAUGGGACCAAUGGUUCGAACGCCCUAAAAAAGCAAAACGAUGUGGCUGCUUCAAUUUUUAAUCAUCCAUAUCCUCCUACUCCUACGUUACCCUUUUUCAAUCUAUAUUUCUUCUUACAACAGCUUGCCUUUUUUAUUACAUUCACCGGCAUUUAAAUUGUUGUAAUUGGCAAAAAAAAUGAAAAUCAUUUGUGCAGAUAAAAUCUAUUUGAUAUUGAUCAAUGUGUGUGUUGAUUUUUAAUUUACAAAGAACAACAGUGAUUGUCUGUAACAAACCAUUAUUCUUUUUCUUUUCAGACUUGAUAUUGUAGAAACAGUGUCAUACUCAAUAAAGAAAUGAUUUCAGCA
Messenger RNA from Eruca vesicaria subsp. sativa (arugula), 992 nucleotides. NCBI's taxonomy places the organism in Eukaryota, Viridiplantae, Streptophyta, Magnoliopsida, Brassicales, Brassicaceae. The record is from the annotation of a GenBank genome assembly.